CCACACUCUUCUGACCAGUACAGAGGAGAGUGAAAAGACGCGGGGCAGCUGGAGGAGCGGCUCGGACUAUACACCAACUUCUGCUCUGCAGCAAACAAAACACAAACAACAACAACAAAAUGGCAAGUUCUGCUUCCCUGGAGACGGUGAUGUCUUGCGGCAGAACCGGGCCGUCCGCCGCUCCCAAGACCCUCGCCUUCUCCAUAGACCGGAUCAUGUCCAAGAGCUCGGAGCCGAAGGGGAGCGCGGAGGAGCGGACGGAGGGGAAGAAGCUGCUGGGGCUGUGCUCCCCGAUCCCCUGCAUGAUCCCGCUGCAGCCCUUCAGCUACGACCUCCAAGCCAAGGCGUUAAUGAACUACUCGGAACUGUGGAGAGCCAGUUUCAGAGGGACUUUUUGCGGUUCCGCAGCCGCACCGUGUAAAGGCAACUGCGGCAUCUGCAGCAAAGCGGAGCCGGGCUUGAAGCAGCCGCUGCUGACGUCGGGAAGCAGGGUGGUGAAACCGCAGGUCAUCCACCAGGCCGUGGCAGUGCCCAGCGGCGGCUCGCUUUACUAUUUCAACUACCUGGACUCUGCGUACCAGCAGUCGGAUCUGUUGGCCGGACACUGGUUCUCCAACCCGCAGGCCCAGGCCUCUCUGUCGGCGCACCACAGACUCUUACUGCUGGAGAACGCCAAACUGGCCGGGGUAGGGGCCGACAAGCUGCCCACACCUCAGUACCCGCACAAGGAACAUCUGCCGGGACAGCUGGACCAGAUAGUGAAGGAGAACCACGGCCUGGGCGCCGAAAAGAACGCUGUCAAGACGCACAGCAGCAAACUCAGCAGCAGCGGCUCCAGCGCUGCGGACGGAAAACCCAAAAACUUCACGUGUGAAGUGUGUGGAAAGGUUUUUAACGCACAUUACAAUCUGACCAGACACAUGCCGGUGCACACCGGGGCCCGGCCCUUCGUGUGUAAAGUGUGCGGGAAAGGGUUCCGGCAGGCCAGCACGCUGUGCAGACACAAGAUCAUACACACACAGGAAAAGCCUCAUAAAUGCAACCAGUGUGGGAAGGCUUUCAACAGGAGCUCCACACUCAACACUCACGUGCGGAUCCACGCCGGGUACAAACCUUUCGUGUGUGAGUUCUGCGGCAAAGGUUUCCACCAGAAAGGAAACUACAAGAACCACAAGCUGACGCACAGCGGGGAGAAGCAGUACAAGUGCUCCAUCUGCAACAAGGCCUUCCACCAGAUCUACAACCUGACCUUCCACAUGCACACGCACAAUGACAAGAAGCCCUUCACCUGCAACACCUGCGGCAAGGGUUUCUGUCGCAACUUUGACCUGAAGAAACACAUCAGGAAGCUGCAUGACAGCGUCUUCUCUGCGGCUACAGAGGCCUCCAGAGAGGUGCAGAGCUGAGGCCCAUCAGCGCACUCUCUAACUGUCAAGGCUGGCCUCCUGCAUGUUCAACAGCUUUUCAAAGUCCAAGAGAAGAUGGGCUAGUCCAAAACAAGUGUCCCAGCAGAGACAUUGCAGGGAAUAAAGCUUGACUGGCCCCCAUACUGUAGGAUUAUUAUAGAUAGGUAGAAUUCUUCCUGCACUGCCAGUCACAAGCAUCAGACAUGGAGAAAUCAUCUGCAUCCAUAUGGAUCUGUAAAUAAUAGGUUAUGGAAAUUUAAAAAAAGUUAUUUAAAAAGUGAAUCAUUGCCAUGUUGUGUAUUUCACAGAAAAGUUGUUAAUGUGAAUAAAUAAGUUAUAACUUAUAAUGAAAACUGAAUGUUUGAGCCAUGUUGAUUCCAUUUUUUGAAAGCAUUUGAAAAUAAAACAA
Centropristis striata (black sea bass) is the source of this 1815-nucleotide messenger RNA. It is a transcript of the gene fezf2, whose product is annotated as FEZ family zinc finger 2. Gene Ontology annotation, cellular component: nucleus. The transcript has 5 exons. The record is from RefSeq and is a predicted model, not a curated record. NCBI's taxonomy places the organism in Eukaryota, Metazoa, Chordata, Actinopteri, Perciformes, Serranidae. The coding region runs from base 120 to 1406 and encodes 428 amino acids.